AUGUUAGAGUGGCUGGAUUCAAAAGAGAAUGCCGCGAAGGCGUCCCAGGUCUAUGACUCGGUGACGGCGGGUCUACAGGGCUUUUACCGGACCAAGCUGCUGCCCAUUGAGAAAGAGCACCUUUUUCAUCAGUUUUAUUCGCCUGAGCUCACCGAUGCGGACUUUGCUUCUGCACCGAUGAUUUUGCUGAUGGGGCAAUAUUCAACAGGGAAGACGACAUUCAUACGACAUCUUCUCCAGCGGGACUUUCCUGGCAUGCGAAUUGGUCCCGAGCCCACCACUGACCGCUUUGUGUGUGUCCUUCACGGAGAGUCAGAAUCAACGAUACCUGGCAAUGCCUUAGUGGUGGACCAUGAGCUGCCAUUCACGCAGUUGAGCCAUUUUGGCAACUCCUUCCUCAGCAGAUUGGAAGCAUCCAGAUUGCCAAGCCAAGUGCUGGAAGGGCUAACUCUCAUCGACACUCCGGGUGUCCUCUCUGGUGAAAAGCAACGGAUCAAAAGGGGCUAUGAAUUUGAAGCCGUCGUGAAGUGGUUCGCUGACCGCGUGGAUAUGAUCAUCCUCUUGUUUGAUGUCUCCAAGCUGGACAUUAGCGAUGAGUUCAGGAGGGUGAUCCAAGCCACCAAAGGCAACGACCACAAGAUCAGCAUUUUGUUGAACAAGGCAGAUAAUGUGACCACUCAACAGCUGAUGCGAGUCUAUGGAGCCUUGAUGUGGUCCUUGGGCAAGGUGCUUGACACGCCUGAAGUGGCACGGGUCUAUGUUGGAUCCUUCUGGGAUCAGCCUCUGAAGAACGAAAAGCUUCGGGAACUGUUCGAGCAGGAGGAGAAGGACCUCUACACCAGAAUUGCUCAGCUGCCGCGAAGUGCGUCGCUGCGCAAAGUCAAUGAUUUGAUCAAGCGAGCACGCUUGGCGAAGGUGCAUGCAUUGCUGCUGGACUAUUUCUAUCAAAGAAUGCCGACCUUCUUUGGGCACGCCAAAGAGCAAGAGCGCAUGAUUCAAGAUUUGCAAAAUAUCUACAAAGAGAUCUCGGUGCAGAAGGGCAUUCCCUUGGGCGAUUUUCCGGACCCUCGCAUGAUGCAGCAAAUCCUCACGCCGAUGGACUUCUCGAGCUUCAAGCCGGUGGAUCCUGCGAAGCUGGAGGCUUUGGAGACGCUGCUCACAGUGGAUUUGCCCAAGUUGGUGCAGAUGAUCCCGGAGGACCAAGCCGACGAAGCUAGUUUCUAG
Durusdinium trenchii is the source of this 1224-nucleotide messenger RNA. The record is from the annotation of a GenBank genome assembly. Lineage: Eukaryota; Dinophyceae; Suessiales; Symbiodiniaceae.